AUGUUUGAGACACAGCAGAAAUGGGAGAAGUUCAACCAUGAGUGGAACUCUUUAGUGUAUUCAUCUUCUGAAAUUCAAUACGAUGAGCAUCUUAAAUCAUUACUUAAGGAAUUCAGUAGUUAUCCUGAUGCAGUCAAAUACGUCAUGGAUACUUGGUUGGUUCCUUACAAGGACAAAUUUGUGGCGGCAUGGACAGACACGUGUAUGCAUUGUGAGCAAUGUUACAACGAACUAGCAUCAUUUGAGAAAAUACACAGUCUGCUUGAGUUGCAACACACUGAUAUCAAGGCUUCAUUUGAGAAAAGUCUAACUGCUGUGCAACAUCAAUUUAAACCUUCUCAGUUCAGGGAGCUAUGGGGUAAUGUGUCUAUCUCUGUAUUGGAGUAUUUGCUUGUAGAGAAUAAGAGAGCAAAUUCCAUUGGUAUUGAUGUUGAAGCUUGUGGAUGCUGGAGGCAACUUCAUAUCUCCAUAUGCAAGAAAGAAGAGGAAUCAGAGGUGAGUUGUCAUGCAGAAGUAGAGUUGUUUGUGAACAAGUUUAAUGAAAGUGAUAGAACCAUACGGUUGGAGCUUUUGAAGAAGUUGAAAGAUAUUGUAUAUCCGGGAAGCACUUUUCUUGUUGAGCCGGAGGUGAAGCCCAAAACACGUCCUCGGGAUCAUAAGAAGAUUAGUGUUUCUGCCCGUCGUGACCCGUGUGCAUUUGAGUUGGUGCAAUUUGGACAUGAUUCCUUCUCACCUAAGGACACUCAAAUCACUACAUUAGCUUCUACUCUGCAAACCAAGAAGAAGAGACCUGUUAAGGGAAAGGAGAAGGUGAAUCCAAAAAGAAAGGUAUACAUUACUAGAACAGUGAAACCUGGUGCAUAUGUUGAUGCUUUCCCUUCUGGGUUGAAACCAUACAUUAAGUUUGUCAAGGAUGUAGCUGCAGAUGGGAAUUGUGGUUUCAGGGCUAUAACUGCUUCAAUUGGUCAUACAGAAGAUGAUUGGGCUCAGAAAUGUCUCACCUUUUUACCUCUUAGAACAGUGCCAGUACCUCAACUUGAUAGACGUGAGAUUGCCAUUGGGUUUGUCAACGGAAAUCAUUUCGUCCAGGUUUUGUUACAGCCAGGCCAUCCAGUUCCUCCUAUAGCCACUAAUUGGCGAAAAUACCGUCACCCUUGCGCUGUUGACUGGGAUGAUGCAUAUGUGCGUCGCAUUCAACAUUUCAAGGACAUUAUUCAUGAUAAUGUAGCUACUCGAGAGACAUUUGAUGUUGUUGAUGUCGCAUGA
Camellia sinensis is the source of this 1266-nucleotide messenger RNA. RefSeq lists its product as uncharacterized. NCBI's taxonomy places the organism in Eukaryota, Viridiplantae, Streptophyta, Magnoliopsida, Ericales, Theaceae. The record is from RefSeq and is a predicted model, not a curated record.